AUGGCUAGGCUCUCCGGUCUCCAGAGGGAUGUUCUGUCUCUUUACCGAAAAUGCCUACGGGAGAUUCGAAAUAAGCCCGAGGACUCCAGGAUCAAUUUCAAGAAAUAUGCCCGCGCAGAGUUCCAAAAACACAUAUCGGUGAAUAAGAAGGACUUUAGCACGAUUGAAUAUCUCCUACGCAAAGGCAAUCGACAGCUCGAGUUGUAUUCUUCCCCGGGAAUCCGCAAUAUCCGAUGA
Molecule: messenger RNA, 237 nt
Organism: Penicillium verrucosum
Lineage: Eukaryota; Fungi; Ascomycota; Eurotiomycetes; Eurotiales; Aspergillaceae
Product: succinate dehydrogenase assembly factor 1
Exons: 3
Coding region: 1-237 (78 amino acids)
Biological process (GO): mitochondrial respiratory chain complex II assembly
Cellular component (GO): mitochondrion
Source: RefSeq, a predicted model, not a curated record